AAUUGAUUGUGAAUUAUUGUUUGAUUUUGCAGAUUUUUUUUUUUCCUAUUAGAAAAUCAAAAAACUAUCAACAUGUUCAAAUUAAUGGUAUUGGCUACCGUAGCUGCUGUCGUGAACGCUCAAUCAAACCAAUAUUUGCCGCCGAAGAACGGAUAUCCGGCGCCUUCUCAGCCAGGACGUGGGCUUCCCGCUCCUCCUCCUCGUCCCGCAGCUCCAAGACCUCCAGCGCCUCAAAAUCGCCCCCCGCAGAGUCAAGCUGAUCACGUGCACGAACCCGGCAUGCCUUAUGACUUCCAAUACGCCGUGAAAGAUCAACCGUCGCAAAAUGACUUUUCGCAUAACGCCGCUUCCGAUGGAGAUGUUGUCAAGGGAGAAUAUCGCGUUGCUAUGCCUGAUGGUCGUACACAAAUCGUUAAAUACACUGCUGAUUGGAAGAACGGAUAUAAUGCUGAGGUUACUUACGAAGGCGAAGCUCGUUUCCCCGAUCAGCCAAGCGGCGGUUCAAAAGGCGGUUUCCAAGGAUACUAAACACUUCCAAUAGUCUUCCAACUCUACUGAUGUAAAAUGCUCUUCUUUAAAUAUUUCACAUAAGACACAAAAAAUGUUUGAACAGCCUCA
This is a messenger RNA of Culicoides brevitarsis, 618 nucleotides long. RefSeq names its product pro-resilin-like. Lineage: Eukaryota; Metazoa; Arthropoda; Insecta; Diptera; Ceratopogonidae. The record is from RefSeq and is a predicted model, not a curated record. The transcript is spliced from 3 exons. Gene Ontology annotation, cellular component: extracellular matrix. Bases 73 to 528 code for a protein of 151 amino acids.